This is a messenger RNA of Tetrahymena thermophila SB210, 5289 nucleotides long. RefSeq names its product zinc finger lsd1 subclass family protein. The transcript has 6 exons. The record is from RefSeq and is a predicted model, not a curated record. NCBI's taxonomy places the organism in Eukaryota, Ciliophora, Oligohymenophorea, Hymenostomatida, Tetrahymenidae.
AUGAAAAAAAUUAGUAUUUUGAUUUCAUACUUGAUUGCUUAUUUCGUAUGUAACUGUAUUGGAAAAGAUGAUAGAAACAUCUCCUUUAUUGAUGCAAAAAAAAAUAUGAAUAUAAAUACCUUUAGCUGUCCUGACGCAAACUCAGUUUAGUUUAAAACUACCUUCUUUGGGCCAUUUGAUACAAAUACUUUAGAUUAAUCUGGAGGCUUUAACGUUGCAUAUUUUGAAUUUGAUAUCCUUGUACCUCACUUCUAGAGAGAAGUUAUUAUAGAUAUAGUUUUUAUGAGAUCUUUUCCUUCUACUACUUUAACAUUUUUGAUUGAUGGCAAUCCAAAAAGAGAAUUCCUAUCAGAAAGUCAAUAAUAAUUUAAAGAGUUUUGUAAUAGUAAAUAGCUAAUUACAUAUAAAGAGUUCGAAUAGUUCUUCAGAUUUAAAUUUUAAUCAUUCAAUCAGGUGAAUAAAUCAAUAGUCCAUAUUAGUGAAUCUAAAAAAAAAUUUAUAGAUCCUGGCUUAAUGAUUAGCUCUAUUUAAUUAAAUGUUAGUCCUUGCCACCCUUCAUGUUUAACAUGCAAAGAUUAAGAUAAAAAUUCUUGUCUUUCAUGCUCUCAAAACGCUACAUUAGAUUAAGGCACAUGCACUUGCAAUAAAGAUUAUUAUUUUUAGGAUGGAUAAUGUGUUGCAAGUUGUAAUAAUAAAAAUUAUUAUCACUAUAAAGACUAAAAAGAAUCUACAGAAAAAAAAGUAUGCACUUUCAUAAAUUAAUGUACUUAGUGGUAAAAUGAAAAGUGUUAAGCCUGCUAAAGUCCUAUGCUACCUUAAUAAGAUAUAUGUGUAAGUAAUUGCUCUUCUGGAUUUAUUAAAGUUAAGAACAAGAAAUCUAAUCUAGAUGAGUGUCUUUUGAGUGAUAGAUUCAAACAAGUGUCUACAGUAAUUUCAGCAUUUCAUUCAAAUAGUUUUUCAGGCAUAGAAGUUGAAAGCAUAAGUGGAUUAAAUUAUUCUGGUUUUUUGUAACAAUUUGCUGGCUUUGAUUCUUACGUCUCUAAAUGCAACUAAUACUAACUAUUUGGAGGAUUUUUUAUUAAUUAAAUUAAUAGUAAAAUUACCUACACUUUUUCAGCAGCUAACUCUAAUUUUGUAAAAGUUUAUUUUAAAUAUAUUUUUAUUGAUAUUUCAGCUAAAGGAAAUGCUUAAAUUACAGUUAAACUUAAUGACUAAUCCUUGACAAUCCAAGUGUCUUAAUCAAAAGAUCAAAUAGAUAUUUGUGGAUUUAGUGAUCCUGAGUUUUAAGACAACUUUACUCUUUAUUCAGCAUUAAAGCCCUCUAAUUAAUUAAAUAUUACUAACGAGGGUAAUUCUUAUUUAGGAAUUAGAGAACUAUCAAUAUACACCUUUAAUUGUUUACAGGAUAAUUGCUAAAAUUGUACUGUAAGUAAUAAAUAGACUAUUUGUUAGCAAUGCAUUCCUGGAUACUAUUAGUAAAAAGGAGAAUGUAUUUAAUGCAAUCCGAUGUGCUUAACUUGUUCUGACUCUUUAUCUUGUAAUAAUUGUUUGCCUGUUUAAGGACUGACUCUAAAUGAAAGUAAGUAAUGUGUUUGUUAAGAUUAUUUUUACUUCGAUUCCACUAAUAUUAUUUGCAAACAAUGUUUGAGUGCAACCUGCUUAACAUGCAAAGAAAAUUCUGACUAAUGUCUUUCAUGCUAAAAGCCUUUAGCUCUACUUGGUACUGAGUGUGUUAGCAGCUGUGGAAAUGGCAAAGCUGUUAAUUAAAGUACAAAUUAAUGUGCAUUAUGCAUUAAUAAUUGUUUAAAUUGUGAUAAUAACCUUUCGUCAUGCAAUUAAUGCUAGAAUGGCUUCUAUUUUUUGAAUAAUAAAUGUAUAUCAGCAUGCCCUGAUGGUUAUUACAGUGAUCAAAAGAAUGCUAAAUGCAUUCCUUGCUUUCAAUCUGAAUGUAUUAACUGUAUUCAAUCUUAUGAUAUUUGUACAAAAUGUAAUAAUAAUUCUUAUGUAGAUAUAAACACAUACUAAUGCGUAUCUCAAUGCUCAAACACUUAAUACGAUGAUUAAGGUUAUUGCAAAAACUGCUCAGAAUUAUACACAUAUUGUAUUUCUUGUAACUUGAAAUAACAGUGCACUUAAUGUAGUAACAAUCUCAUAUUAAGUGUUAAUUCUUAAUAGUGUUUACAAAGCUGUCCACAAGGAACAGUUUAAAAAGGUCAACAAUGCAUAUAAUGUUCAAAUAAUUGCAGUUAAUGCGAUAUAAAUUUAAUUUGUCAGGUUUGUAGCUCUGGAUUUUAUUUAUAUUAAGAGGAAUGUUACUAGAGUUGUCCUUCUGGUUAUUAUCCUGAUUUAUAUAAUUAGUGUUAACCAUGCUCAAGUGUAUUUAAUAACUGUUAAACUUGUUCAGCUACAGAAUGUCUAUCUUGUGAUACAAGUAGCAAUCAUUAAUAUCUUGAUAUAAAUAAAACUUAAUGCUUAUAAUAGUGUGAUAUAGGAUAGUUUUUUGAUUCUCAAAUGUAAUGUUAAUUGUGUCAAAAUAGCUGUGCAACUUGUGACUCAUCUAACACCAGUUUUUGCAAGAGUUGUGAUCCAAAUAAUUCUAUUGGGGAUAUAUUUUUAACAGAAGAUGGAAAAUGUGUAAGUUAAUGCCCUUCUGAAUUCUAUGCAGAUGCAAAUAACAUAUGUUUAAGAUGUAAUCAAAAAUUUGCUAAUUGUGUAGCAUGCAAUGCCUAAAUUUGCUUAUAAUGUGAAGCAAAUUAUUGUUUAAAUAUAGAUGCUCAUUUAUAAUCGUCAACUUGUGAUGGACCUACUACAGUUUGUACAUCAAAUACAUGUACUAAUAUCAAUAAUUGCUUAAUCUGUAAUAAUGGAUAAUGUCAAGUUUGUUCACAAAACUAUUUUUUAAUAGAUGACAAAUGUGAUUAAUGUGCUUAUCCAGGUACUCCAUCUAAAUAUUUUACAAAUUAUUAAAAGUAAACUUGUGAUUUAUGUUCUACAAAAUUUGGGACUGAUUGCCUUGAGUGCGACUAAAAUUCAUGCACUAAAUGUCAACCAACAAAUCAAUACAUCUACAAAAACAAAUGUGAAAACCAAUGUGGCGAUGGAUACUAUGCAAACUCAGAAUAUAAUUGUUAGCCUUGUUUAAAUAACAAUUGCCUUACUUGUGAUCCUAAUUUACCUAAAAAUUGCUUGAGCUGCCCGACUUUUGGUAAAAUUUUGCUUUAAAAUAAUGACUGUGUAAUUUAAUGCGCUGAAGGAUUCUUUUAAAAUUAAAACAUAUGCUAACUUUGUCCUGCUAAUUGUUCAAAUUGUAAAUCUUCUACCUAAUGCUUGAAGUGCUAAGAUAAUUUUUUAAUAGAUGUAACUUAAAGCUAAUGUAUUGAAAAUAAAUGCCCUUCUGGCUAAUACAAAGGAAUUAACACGUUUGGAAGUAAUGCAUGUUUUGAAUGCUCAUAACUAUUUUUUAAUUGCACUGAAUGUACUUAGAAUAGUUGCUAAUAAUGUGAGAUGCCACUAUAUCUUUAUAACAAUACUUGUAACGAUUCUUGUCCUGAUAAUUAUUACCCAGAUAAAAAUAAUAAUUGUUAAUAGUGUCCAAUAUCAAAAAAAUGCAAAACAUGCAAUGCCUCUAAUUGCUUGUCAUGCUUUCAAAAUAGUUAAUAUCCAUAUUUGGAUGAAAAUGGUAUCUGUGUCAGUCAGUGCAAAAGCAAUUAAUACUUAAAAUAAUUAACUAUUAAUAGCUUUGUAUGCACAUCAUGCUCUUCUGAUUUUGGAACUUCUUGCCAAUAGUGUAACUCUUAAUCAUGUCUUAAAUGUGAAUCUCCUUAAUUCAUUAGUGAGCUAGAUAAUAAUUCUUGUGUUACUGAUUGCCCACCAGGUUAAUAUGGAAGCGAAGAAACAAAUUUAUGCUAAAAUUGUGAAAAUACAAGAUGUAGUAAAUGUAAAUUCGAUAAGAAUAACCCAAGCUAAUGCACUUAAUGCAUGAAAGAAUAUCCUUACUUAUAUUAAGGUGAAUGCUUAUCUGAAUGUUAAGAAGGAUAUUUUCCUGACUUAGAUAAUAAUUGCUAAAGUUGUAGUUCUAAAUAUGAUCCUAAUUGCAAUUAAUGUGAUAGUGAAGUUUGCCACUCUUGCUCACCUAGUUCAGAUCUUUUUUUGUAUAAUAAUACUUGUGUGGAGUCAUGUCCAGAUUUUUAUUAUCCUUCUUAUCAAGAUAUAAAAGAAUGUAAAGUGUGCUUAGAUUCAAAUUGCAAAUAAUGCAAUUUUUUAGACCCAUCAAAAUGUUUAAGUUGCUCAGGGUCAUAUUUAUUUAAUGAAACUUGUGUUGCUACUUGUCCUUUUGGAACAUUUGUUAAUUAAUAGGAAAACAAAUGUGCAUAUUGUUUCAGUUAAUUUAGUAGUUGUCAAGAGUGUACUGAAAAAAGUUGUAUUUCUUGCAUAAAUAACUUAUUUAUCUUAGAAGACAUUUAGUAAUGUGUUUCAAGCUGUCCCUUUAACUAUAUUGAUUCAUCUUUAAUAGUGAAUUCUCCUUAAUCUAAUCUAAAUUCGAAUUUAAGCAAUAAAAAAACCUGCUAGAAAUGUGAUAAUUAAAAUUGCAAUACGUGUGACCCAAGAGAUACAAAAAAAUGCUUAAGCUGUCCAUAAACCACAGAUAAUUCACCAAAUUAAUAUUUGUAUAAUUAGGAUUGCAUAUAAAAUUGCGAUUUUUAUGUGAAUUUUGCUACAAACGAGUGUUUUGAUUCUUGUCCAAAUUAUUUACUUUAAUUAGAAUAACCUAAGUCAUGCUAAGAAUGCCCAUAAUUUAUUUAAAGCAGAGAAUGUGUUAAAGAAUGUACUUCAAAUACUUAUAUAGAUUAAAUUCAUUAAAAGUUAUGUGUGGUUUGCUAAGAUUAAUAUGAUACUAACUGUAUAUUGUGUAACUCAUAAUAAUGUUCAAAGUGCUCUUAAGGCUUUUAUCUCUACAAAAAUAAGUGCUACAGUUAAUGUCCUGAAAAUACUUUCAUUGAUAACGAAAAUUAUAAUUGUUUAGAUAAAUGCACAUAUCCUUUAGUCAUAAUAAAUUCAAACGUGUGUAGUAAAGCCUGUCCUUUAGGAUAGUUUAAAGAACCAAUUAAUAUGUAGGAUGAAAUUAUUUGUGGAAUAUGUGAUGAAAAAUGCAUAGAAUGUACAGAUAAAAGCUCAUUUUGCACUGUUUGUUCUCAAGGUAGUGGAUGGGAUUGCUUAGAUAAAGAAGAUUUUCAUAAAUUUAUUAGGAAUCAGCAUUAUGAAAGCUCAAGAGUUUAAAAUUGUGAAUGA